UUCCCCAAACAGGAAAAACCAAACAGAAGUACAGCAAGAGACGGAGACAAAGAUAUAGAAGAGACAGUAAGAACAGGAGUUAGAUUUAGAGUAAGAGUUUGGAUUGAAAAAUGGCAAACCCUAGAAGGAAUUCACUUUCAUCAAACACCCAAAACUCUGAUUCUAAUUCUUUCAACGUUCAUAACUUGUCUCGUCUUUCCUUUCUCAUUACCUUUUUGAAGAGACCUCAGGCUUUCCCUCUUCUUCUCUCAAUCUUUGUUUUCAUCACAUGGAUUUCUCUUAGAUUGCAACACUCUGACUUUUCCAAAUCCCAGAAGAAUUGGAGCUCCAUAGAGGAUGAUGAUGUGAAGGCUAAUUUGGUCAGGUUUAAUUCUCAUUUCCCUUCUCCGAUUUCCAAAGACAAGCGUGGCUGGCUGUUUAACCCCGUGUCUCUUGCCCUUGACUCUGGUGUUAAAGGUGGAGCAGUUAAUUGUGUUUCUCAACAUCUCGGUGAGAUUCGUCCAGGUGCUAUGAGGGGAAAUCACAGACAUUAUUCUGUGAAUGAGACAUUCAUUAUUUGGGGAGCUAAAACAAAAUUCAGGCUGGAGAAUAACCAGAUGGAUGAUAAAGGUUAUGCUGAGGUGAUAGUUGGUGCAGACGAGGUUGCUGUUGCGGCUAGCCCAAGUGGAACAGCCCAUGCUUUAGUAAAUGUCGAUCCCGUUCUUAGUACAUUCUUUAUAGGGUGCCAAGAUGGCGUGAUAAACAAUAAUAAUUCAACUUCUGAUUAUAAUGUUUGGAAAGAUCUCUAAUUGUUACUUUAUUUCUCGCAUAUGUGAGCUAGUUUUUUCAGUAUUUAACUAUAAUACUAGGGUCUUGCGAGAUUAAGAUGGUAUAAUGAGGUUAGUACCUACAGCAUAUUUGUACAUAAACUAGAAUUGCCAUUUUUAUGGCUUUUAAUUUACAGGAACCAUUCUUUUACUUUGAGAGCCGCCAAGUAACUAUC
This is a messenger RNA of Pistacia vera, 982 nucleotides long. RefSeq lists its product as uncharacterized. The transcript has 3 exons. Lineage: Eukaryota; Viridiplantae; Streptophyta; Magnoliopsida; Sapindales; Anacardiaceae. The record is from RefSeq and is a predicted model, not a curated record. Gene Ontology annotation, cellular component: endosome; trans-Golgi network. The coding region runs from base 111 to 788 and encodes 225 amino acids.